Messenger RNA from Impatiens glandulifera, 718 nucleotides. RefSeq lists its product as uncharacterized. Gene Ontology annotation, cellular component: mitochondrial membrane. The transcript is spliced from 4 exons. The record is from RefSeq and is a predicted model, not a curated record. The coding region runs from base 184 to 558 and encodes 124 amino acids. NCBI's taxonomy places the organism in Eukaryota, Viridiplantae, Streptophyta, Magnoliopsida, Ericales, Balsaminaceae.
GGGGAAAAGAACCUUCUUCUCUCUUUUCAUGUUUCUUCCUGAAUCCUGUAGGUUUGAUUUCUCUUUCCUGUUGAUCUCAAUGUUUGGAUUUGGAAACAAAUGGUAAAGUGAGCGAUCGGUCUGGAUUUGGAUUUAGAAAGGGAUUUGUCUGUGGAUAUCAAACGGUUUGAGUAUUGAAAAGUGAUGAUCGAGGAGAUGAUGACACAUCAAAAGAAAAUUAGCACUUCAUCCAAGUUUCUGAAUUCAUCCACUGCAUUCAAAAGAUGGGGUAGGAAAUCCCCCUUCAUCAGAUAUGGGCUUCCGAUGAUUUCACUUACUGUUUUUGGAGCUCUUGGCCUUGGACAUAUGUUACAAGGCAGCAAGGAUAUUGCCAAGGUGAAAGAUGAUCAAGAAUGGGAGAUAAUCGAAGCCAGAAAAGCGCUGUCCAGAACUGGGCCGCUAGAUGCAUACAAGCCAAAGAACUUAUCCCUUGAAGAGGAGCUGAAGGCUUUACAAAAGAAGGUUGACAUAAAUGAUUUCGAGUAUAAGAAGAUACCAAAUCUUAAUGAAGGGAAGUGAAUAGAUUUGGAAACAUUCACCAAAAAAGAUGCCAAUGAAAAAUUUGUAAGAGUCAGUCAUGAUUUCCGAUCUUAUAUUUUUGUAGGAUGUAACAUUGAAUGAUGCUUUCUUAUCCAUAGUCCUGUCUUUGAAGAUCUCACUAAUAAAUCAAUUUUUCAUG